AGAUCUCUCGCCCAUCCUCAGCUCAGAGAUCUGAAGUGUGUGUGCGCGUGUGAGCGUUUGAGCACGCGCAUGUGUUUUUCCUGACCAAAUCAGGCAGUGUUUUACUCCCCAGGAUUAAGAGAACUCAUCGUUUUACCUACAAUCUACUCUCUGCUUACAUGCCAUGGAGCGGAUGGAGCUGAAGAAAGUGAUUACUGAGGCCGAUGAUGACAGCAACGACAGCCUGGACGAGUGCUACUCCGGGCCCAUCAGCUCAGAGAAGAGCCCCAUGAACAGCCAGUAUCUUGAAGAGGAUGCCGAGAGUCAGAAGUUUCUCACAAAUGGAAUAAUGAAGAAGUUUGAGGAGUAUCAUGAAGAAUAUCACCCAGGUCACGCCUCUGUUGGGAUGUCUGUGUUUAACCUCAGUAAUGCCAUCAUGGGAAGUGGGAUCCUGGGCCUUUCCUUUGCCAUGGCCAACACUGGAAUCAUCCUCUUUUCUGUUCUCCUCUUUGGUGUUGCCAUUCUGUCACUCUACUCCAUUCACCUGCUGCUUGUAACAGCUAAAGAAGGAGGCUCCCUUAUCUAUGAAAAGCUGGGUGAAAGGGCUUUCGGCUGGCCAGGGAAAAUUGCAGCGUUUGGGUCUAUAAUCAUGCAGAAUUUUGGAGCCAUGUCCAGCUACCUGUUCAUCGUGAAAUACGAGCUGCCGGAGGUUAUCCGAGCCUUUCUGGGACUAGAGGAGAGCUCUGGCGAGUGGUACCUGAACGGGAAUUACCUGGUUGUAUUUGUGUCUGUUGGAAUCAUCCUACCCCUGGCUCUGCUCAAGAACCUGGGCUACCUGGGCUACACCAGUGGCUUCUCUCUCUCAUGUAUGGUCUUCUUUCUGGGCGUGUUGAUUUAUAAGAAGACCCAGCUCCCCUGUCCUUUGCCAUUCUUCUUCCACCACUCGGCUAAUAUGAGUCUAAACGGCUCGGAGCUGAUGAAUCCGAAUGUGUUGCAUAACCACUCAGCUCUGAUGGAGUUCUCUCGAGCAGACAUGAACAGCGGUCACCUGGAGCCCCAUUCUUCUGCUUCACCCAUCUCUGGCGUCCACUACACCCCUCACCCAGACGACUAUGAGGACAUGUGCACACCUAAAUACUUUGUGUUCAACUCCCAGACUGCAUAUACUAUUCCUAUUCUAGCUUUUGCCUUUGUGUGUCACCCAGAAGUCCUUCCCAUUUACAGUGAACUCAAAGAUCGCUCUCGGAGGAAAAUGCAGAAUGUAUCUAACUUGUCAAUACUGGCAAUGCUGACCAUGUACAUGCUCUCAUCCCUGUUUGGCUACCUCACGUUCUACGACAACGUGGAGGCAGAGUUGCUGCACACCUUUACCAAGGUUUAUAAGUUUGACACUAUGCUUCUGUGUGUGCGUCUUGCCGUGCUGACAGCAGUAACGCUCACAGUUCCCAUCGUCCUCUUCCCUAUUCGCUCAUCUAUCAUUACGCUGCUCUUUGCUGGGCGAGAAUUCAGCUGGAUCCGACAUAUCCUCAUUGCCGCCGCCAUCUUGUUUUUCAAUAAUCUUCUCGUCAUCUUCGUCCCGACAAUCAGAGAUAUUUUCGGCUUUAUAGGCGCCUCUGCUGCCACCAUGCUUAUCUUCGUCCUACCUGCUGCCUUCUACCUGCGCCUAGUGAAGAGCGUACCAUUCAGAUCCACCCAGAAGAUAUCAGCAACCAUUUUCUUGAUAGUGGGCAUUAUCUUCAUGAUUGGCAGCUUGACUCUCAUCAUUCUUGACUGGAUCCACAAUCCUCCUGGAUCUGGAGGCAGCCAUUAAACUCCUGUGCCUGACAUCCUCAAAAAUGCAGACUGAGGGCUAUUAUAAGCAUAUGAUGUGACGGACACACUGCCAAUCAGCCAAUGAGAUCUCCUUUUCUCUCUACGUUUUUACAUUCUCCCGAUGUCGUCACAGGUCGUCUUUUAAUACUGAGCAUACCGUAAUCUUAGCAGAUGUAGUCACGAAACUCAAGCCAUGCCGAGAGCAUCAGUGUUUGGCACUAAGAUUUAGAAGAAAAAGAGAAGCAAAAAAAAAAAGUAUGAAUUGGCUGCCUGAAAAGGCUGCCAUGGUGUUUCAGGAGGUCAUUCUCAUGAUGGAUAAAGAGCACAUCUAGAUCGCGUUUUAAAAAAUUUUUAUGUAUGUUCACAGACAGGCACAAUCGGCACAAACAAGCAUGCUAAACAGCACUAGUUUAUCUCACUGGCACUAAUAGAUGAUUGUAAGCAUCCGAGAGCAUUUUGUUUUUCAGUGUGGGAUUUCUCUUUAAAAAAAAAAAAUUGCAUUUUAUUUGUUUUAUUUAUAUAUAUAUAUAUAUAUAUAUAUAUAUAUAUAUAUAUAUAUAUAAAGAAGAAGAAUAGCCAUCUGAUCAAAUAGCAUUGAUUUUCAGGGUUUUAAGAUGUUAUUGUUUCCAACUCCGGACAAAAAGUUUCACAAGUGGACAAGCUGACGAUAAUAUGACAUUAGUCAUGAUGCACGUACAGUUUCAGGAUUCUGUCGAGUGUCCUGCAAUUUCCUUUUAUUGCGUUUACUGUUGUUGCAUAACGCAUGAACAACACUUCUUCUGCAAAUGACCUCGAUGCAAGAUGAUGUGAAGUUAUUCGAUUAAGUCACACCGAAUGUAGGUCCUUGGGAAUCUUAUCCCUAAAUGCUGAGUGUGAAUCCUAAACAUCUGGAUUCAUUCCAGCUCUGAUACCGUUAUACCGCAUCAGCGACGCAUGAAAAUAGGACAGGUGGAUCCGACCAUUUUUGGCUUUCAGUGAAAUCUGAGAGUUUGAUGCCAGAUCAGGCUUCAUGGUAUUAGUCAUCAGCGACUACACAGGUCAGCAGUACACUUCAGUAACGCUAUUGCUCCGAUCAGGAAACCCCACAAUGAGAGAGUAAAUACUGUUACAGCAGGCUAGAUGAAUGCUGUUGCAUUAGCUGUACAGUGCAGUACAGUGCAAAAUGCUGAAGUAAACAUGAAUCGCCCGUACGCUUAUGCUGGAGUAAUUUGCUGAAUUGGUGGUACUGCUGGUAGUGGCGUGCUGUGAAUCAGGGCAGCUUUCACAUCUUGAUGCUGAAUCUUUAUUCUUAUAUUCCCAGAUAUUGAAAAUGUUGUAAAUGGCUUAAGUGUCUUCUUACUUCGUCUUGAUUCAAUAAUCAUAUCUUUAGUUUUAUGAUGUCCUGUAAAAAUGUGGUUUUUCCACAGUUUUGCAUGAUAGAACAAUAUCUGUUUGUCCCACCCAUAUUUCUUCAUCACGCCAUGCCGCUGUAAAGGUGUAUUAGUCAUGUCUGAAUAGAGUUGCGUCCUUGUUGAGAGGAAUCCAGAGACCAUUAGACAAACCGAACACUGCUAAUUUCACUAUUUUGUAGAUAUUGUUUUUGUUAUUGUUCCUAUCCAGCCAAAGUGGACAGUAUUUAUAGAUCGUUUGUUGAUCUUCAUACACAUGGACAGAUAUUUCAAAUGAAAUGGUAUAUUUUGUGCAUGUUUUGGAUCAUGGUCUUUUUUGACAAUUGUAUAUUCUUUGUAAAUAAUCUGCUAUAAGGUACACUUAGUUUAUUCAGGGCAAGGAGGGAUAUCAUCUCAAGCAUUUACUGAUCUACUUAAGUUCUAUUUGUUACUUGACUUUCUUUCUUUCUUUCUUUCUUUCUGAGCUUGCUUUGUAAAUUUUGUGAGAAGAAAUAAUAUUGUAUUUCUAUUUUUUAGUGUCCUGCUUGGCUGUUUUUAUGAAUGAACAAAAAACUAAAGUAUUUUUAAUGCUACUUGUUUCAGUUCAUAAUGAUACAUAACAGAAGCGUGGAUGGCUAUAUUGCGUAUGGCUGAGGAUCAUCUACUGCGCUUCCUUCAGUCCUUUUUGUACACUUUUUUUGUACAUCCUAUAAUACCUUGAUGUAUCAUGGGGCAGGGUCCAGUCCACCUGUAAAAUGGUGGAUAAACACUGAUUCUUUUUGCUCUCUGUAAGUCAGGGCUGUAGUCAGUCAUGUUUUACACACUUUUGUGUGUGCUCAGUAUCUGAUGUCACUAUCAUGCUGGAUGGGCUUUAGCUCUGUGCCUUGACUGUUCCUCAGGUAUUUUAAAGGAAAUCAAGCUUAAUUUGUGGAGGGGUCCCAUACUGUAGCACAGAAAGCUUAAACCUAGAAGCCCCUCUACAAGUGAAGCUCAACCCCACAGCUAGAGCUCUACUUGUCUUGCCAACUGUUCUACCUGAGUGCCAUCUGAUCCACAAGGAGCAGUUGCAUGCUAUUAGCCAAGCUGGCUCUGCUUGCUGUGGAUCAACCAUACAUGAUUUGCAUAUUUACUGUCAAAGGGUGUUUUUGUAUCAUUGAAAGUGUUUCAAUAAUGUGUAAUAUAAAAAUAAAAAAGAGGAACAAA
Molecule: messenger RNA, 4361 nt
Organism: Neoarius graeffei (lesser salmon catfish)
Lineage: Eukaryota; Metazoa; Chordata; Actinopteri; Siluriformes; Ariidae
Gene: slc38a4
Product: solute carrier family 38 member 4
Exons: 16
Coding region: 164-1789 (541 amino acids)
Biological process (GO): amino acid transmembrane transport
Molecular function (GO): amino acid transmembrane transporter activity
Source: RefSeq, a predicted model, not a curated record